This is a messenger RNA of Macrosiphum euphorbiae (potato aphid), 2058 nucleotides long. NCBI's taxonomy places the organism in Eukaryota, Metazoa, Arthropoda, Insecta, Hemiptera, Aphididae. The record is from the annotation of a GenBank genome assembly.
AUGGAACUAGCAGGGACGUAUAUAACACAAGAUUCUUAUGAUCAAAUUCGUGAAGAAUAUCAAAAACGAAAAAAUGGUAAUUAUAAAAAUGGCGGUAUUACACUGCCACAAACACAAUUCGUGGGACCUGGUAAUCGUGUUGUCGAUGAAGAUAACAAAAGUAAUUUUAAUCAUUUGCCUGAUAACUGCUUGGAUUGGGUGGCACUACAACAUGAUGUAGAUUAUCAUAAUGCUGGCAACACUGAUUCUACACAACUACAUCAAAUAGUUGCUUUAGAUAAUAAAGCAAUAGACCAAGGUUGGAACGAAUGUCUACGCAGUCAACCUAUUGGAACAUCCAUACUAGCAAGCGGUUUGAAUAUAAAGCAGCACUUUGAACAUUGGGCAGAGACACUUAGUUGGCCGUUUGGAAAAAACAAAGCUAUUUAUCCACCGAUUACAGACAACACAAAACAAAUUAAUUGGUUUGAUAAGAAAUUGAGCAGACGUCGAGGCGAUUUACAAGGCGAAGAAAUCGUUGUUGAACCCGAUAUUAACGAGGAGGAGGGGUCAGAAACAUUCGUAGUACCAGAUAAUUACGAUUUUGAUACUGAUAGCGAUUUGGAUUGUAACUACGACGGAGGUAUAAAUCCAAACUCACCUUCAAUGAAUGUUUCAACAAAAACACCCGACGGUAAAAGAAAUAAUGAUUCGGGCCAGGGAGGUAGUGGUUCCAAGAAGACGAAACUUCCUGGUACGGGGCAUGAAACAGCUAAUGAUCCAGAUACUGGGAAUCCUAGUACUGAAAAUGUUGUCAUACCUCGCCCAUUUCAUAAAUCAACAGGAUAUACAAUGGUGUUUAGAAAAAAUCACUCAAUUAUCAGUUAUGGUUUGGCAAGUGUUCAGUUACAACUUGGAAGUUAUGCUAGCGAACGUUUGGGAACAACAUCUCUAAUGUACUUACCUGUUGACAAGCCAUAUUUUUAUAUGUCACCUUCUGAAUUUAAUAAUAUUGUCAGUAACAUAAGAGGAGUAAAAGUGUUGGAAGUAAAAUGUAAAGUAGUUAUGAGAAAUCCAAGAACUGCUUUCGAAACAAAUGCAUCUACGAGUAAUUUGGCUACUUUAAAUCAAAAUAAGUUUAUACAAUAUGCUACUGGAUUAAUUAAUAAAACAAGAGGUUUUAAUACAGUAUAUGAAUUUUCUACUGCAACCAACCCGAUGGUACCUUCAUCUGUAAAAAUAAUUGAUGAAAAAUUUAUGAAAAAAGUUAUUAGUGCUAUGUAUGGUACUAAACUUGAUGAUUGGUUAUCUCCAAAUUGGUCAGCUGGGGCUACAUUACCUUGUUCAUUCAUGAAUUUGCCAAUGCAAUUUCCGUCUUAUUACUGUAUGUACGCAAAUAGUGCACAAAACAGUGGUAAAAUAGGAUGGCAAAAUAUAACACAACAUAUUACUAAAAUGGAUGCGAGUACUGCUGUGGGAACAACAAUUAUUGAUUAUAAUUAUAAACCAACGCUAUCGUUUUUAACAAUGCCUUGGUUAUCUGUGUACUCUGGUCGCACUGAAACUGGCGGAAACAAUGUAGAGUCAUUCAAGGUUGCCGACACAAAUAGUAUCGCAUUACCUAAUAGUUACACUAUUAAUAAUAAUGACGGUACUUAUAAAGCAGACCCUAGUAAUCAAUACUCAUUGUUAACUGAUGCUAAAUGGAAAACAAUAUUUAAAAACAAUUUUAAUCGUUACGUUGAACCUAUAGAAUGUGGUCAAUACAUUAAACAAGGACUUCGUACUGCUUCAUCUGUAAAAAUACAACCAUCAUUACAUGUUGGAGUUUGCCCUGUACCACAAUUGACAACUACUAAUGCCAAUUUCGUACCAGACAAAUUUACUGAUAUAGAAUGUUUAUGGGAUAUUGAAACUGAGUUAAUAUGUGAAUAUGGACUACCAUAUACAUAUACUACAUUCCCCACUUGUCAUACAGAACUUGAAAAUUCAUCCAUGGUCGUCGAUAAAAACACAUCAGAAUCUAUGUUCUGGGAAGAGCUUAGUUCGUUUAACAAUCAAUUCAUAUCGCCGGCAUAG